This is a messenger RNA of Glarea lozoyensis ATCC 20868, 1989 nucleotides long. RefSeq names its product Ankyrin repeat-containing protein. The record is from RefSeq and is a predicted model, not a curated record. Lineage: Eukaryota; Fungi; Ascomycota; Leotiomycetes; Helotiales; Helotiaceae. Bases 1 to 1989 code for a protein of 662 amino acids. Gene Ontology annotation, molecular function: protein binding. The transcript has 3 exons.
AUGGAGAUGAUGGAGAAGCGCAAGGAGGAAAUAACACGCAGACCUCUUUAUGUUUAUGAUCUCCCCAAAGAUAUCCUCACAAACUUGGUUCGAAAAGAAGGCGACGGGCCAGCUGCACAAGAAGACGCCUCGGAAACGGACAGUACUACAGAUUCGCGCCCAGAAUCGAGGGCAGAAAGUUCGGAUGGGUCGAAAUCAUGUUCGCUGUGCGGUGUUAUGUUCUAUAACUUAGAUGACCAGCGACGGCAUGUGCGAUCGGAUUUGCACGGUUAUAAUUUGAAGCAACGAUUGCGAGGCGCGAAACCUGUCACGGAGAAUGAGUUUGAGAAGUUAGUUGGGGAUCUUGACGAGAGUCUAUCGGGUGAGGAUUCGACGGAUUCUGAGGAAGAGGAGGCGGGCCGGAAAGAAACCACCUUGAGCGCGCUGUUGAAGAAGCAGGCUGCGAUAUCGACUACGGGAACCGAGGAGGCGGACGAUACUUUCUCGAGGAAACGAAAGAGAGGGCCUGGAAAAGCGCCUGUUUACUGGUUCACGAAUCCUAUAUUACCUCCCAACACAUAUCUAGGAAUAUAUCGAGCGAUAUUUUCGACUACGGAACAGGAGAAUGAAGGGGCUAUUUUGGAUAUAAUACAACAGAAGCAGUUAAAGCCAAAACCACAGAAAGCGCAGGUAAAGAUACCUUUAGAUGCAAAAGGCGUUCCCCUACCGGAAGCAUAUAAGGAACCUCAUAUAUUUAUGUGUAUGAUUGGGGGUGGACAUUUCGCGGCGAUGGUAGUCGCGUUAACUCCCAAGCAAACGAAGCACGCCUCGGCUGGUCCAUUGGUGAAGGAGGCUACGGUCAUUGCACAUAAGACUUUCCAUAGAUAUACAACACGGCGGAAACAGGGAGGUUCGCAAUCGGCGAAUGACUCUGCGAAAGGUGCUGCUCAUUCGGCGGGUGCUGGUAUUCGACGAUACAACGAGCAGGCUCUUAUCGAUGAGGUUCGGCAGCUACUUCUGGACUGGAAAGGGAUGAUCGACACUUCUGAACUGUUGUUUGUGAGAGCUACUGGAACUACAAAUAGACGGACGCUUUUUGGGCCGUAUGAGGAUCAAGUUCUGCAUCAGAAUGAUCCGAGAGUGCGGGCGAUUCCUUUUAAUACGAGACGAGCAACACAGAAUGAACUGUUACGGGCUUAUGUGGAGCUUACUCGUGUGAAGGUCCUGGAAGUUGAUGAAGCAGCUAUCUUGGCCACGAAACAAGCAGCGGAAGCGAAGCAGGUUGCGAAAGCUGCCAAACCUGUAGCUCCAGCUGCUCCUAAACGAUCGGAAGAGGAAGAAACGGCAUUACUUCACACAACACAGAUACAAGCACUUAUACGGCGGUCUAAGCUUCCCGCCUUAUUAUCGUACCUGAAAUCGAAUGAACUAUCACCGGAUUUUCGAUUUUCGCCACCAGAUACACAGCAGAACUAUCACGCACCUACUCCACUUCAUUUAGCUUCUUCUCUGAACUCGACACCGUUAAUCACCGGGCUGCUGGCCAAGGCUGGUGCUGAUCCUACAAUCAAAAACAACGAAGGUAAAACAGCUUUUGAGAUUGCAGGAGACCGACAAACUCGUGAUGCUUUCCGGGUUGCUCGUCACGACUUGGGCGAAUCCGCCUGGUUAUGGGACGAAGCCAAAAUCCCAGCACCAAUAUCUCGUGCAGAAGCGGAAUCACGAGACAAGGAGCAGAAGGCAGAAGAAUCAAAGAUUGAAUCAGAACGACGGAAAGCCGAAUUGGAAAGACUCAAGACCGAAGGUCCUCAAGUUUCAGACAGUAACGGGUUAGGUAAAGCAGCAGGACGAGGAAGACAGAAGGUUCUCGGCGAAGUAGCGAAGACCGCUCAGCAGAAACGAGAAGAAGAGGCACGUGGUUUAACUCCCGAGAUGAGGAUGAAACUUGAUCGAGAGCGGCGAGCCAGAGCUGCAGAGGAGAGGAUGAAGAAGUUGGCUGGUGGUUCUUAA